AUGACUAGGAUACUCAACAGGAAUUGGAGGACAGAGGGGCUCAACGAUGACUACCUCGUGCUUGUUAGCGACUUGGGGAAAAGUGAGGAGGAUAAGGCCAGAAUAAAGGAGUUCAGAGUGCAGUGCUACAGCAACAUCACCAUGUGUCUGAUUAAGCUAGGGAAUGAGAUGCUACCAGAAGCUUGCCGUACUUGCGACUUUAUAUUACAGCUAGAUAGCACCAACGUAAAGGCCUUGUUCCGGAAGGCCAAGUGCCUGGUAGAGCCCAUGAGCUGUGGCGAUGCGGAGGCGGAUGAAGCCAUCGAGCAUCUCCGCAAAGCACUAGAGAUAGACCCGCACAAUAGAGAUAGCGAAAUGGACAAGUUGAGGAAUGAUGUCGAAUCGCGGCUAAAAGAUGCUCAUCUGUUGAGAGACAUCCAUCGCAGCAGGGGGGAAGAGGACGAGGCCACCAACAUGGAUGUUUAUAUCAACGAACCGCUACAGUUGCCCGAGACUGGCCAGCCGGAUGAUGCUCUUUGUAAAGAUGUGAUGGAUCGAUUUGGCCUGGAUCUGAAGGACCCGAUAGUAAACCUUUGGCUUGCCUUCGCUGUUCUCCCUGCCUUGAACUCGGCAUUGGAUGGCUCCUCUGCUGAGUAUACAGGUACUAGACGAGCUGAAGAGAUUAUUGGCCUCUCUGAGAAAGAACGAUGCCUCCUCCUCUACGACCGUGGAAUUGGCACUAGCAGUAGCUGCUUGCCGGAGAGGCAGCCAUCGUUCGUUUAUGAGUCCUUUCAGGCGAGUCAGUGCGCGGAUUCAAUCACAACUAAGGCGGACCAGCGCAGAGAGCAGGCAUGGCAUGAAGAGCUCGAGAGGCUCAAGGCAGAGAACGAGCACGCCAUGCGGGAGAAGCAUCCAUGUGAACAGCCUCUCUAA
Perkinsus marinus ATCC 50983 is the source of this 912-nucleotide messenger RNA. RefSeq lists its product as hypothetical. The coding region runs from base 1 to 912 and encodes 303 amino acids. NCBI's taxonomy places the organism in Eukaryota, Perkinsozoa, Perkinsida, Perkinsidae. The record is from RefSeq and is a predicted model, not a curated record. Gene Ontology annotation, molecular function: protein binding. The transcript is spliced from 9 exons.